Dujonia railenensis is the source of this 1197-nucleotide messenger RNA. The record is from the annotation of a GenBank genome assembly. Lineage: Eukaryota; Fungi; Ascomycota; Pichiomycetes; Serinales; Debaryomycetaceae.
AUGAGCAGUGACAGUGAACUAGGAAUAAGUGCUGAUAACACUCAGGAAGUAGCACCAUCAUUCUUUGAGACUGACGAUAAGAUAGAUUCUAAGGCUGGGGGUGAAUCUGACAAGCAAGAAGUGGAGAGCGAAGAGUUAUCCGAUCUCCCAAGGAGAGUUUCAAUUGUCCCGACUGACACCAGCAUAAACCCCGUCAUUGGAGGUGAAUCCAAGCUGAAAGAAUCAGUGGAGGGCCAUGACUCCACAGAUCACUCAAGGAGACUUUCAGCUGUCCAUACCGAGCCAACACAAGACACCACUGAACCCGAAGUAGCAACGAUUCAUACUUCACAAGAGAACGCAUUGGAAAACACAACUUCUGUAGAUCAGAAUGCCAAUAAAUAUGACGAAACCUCGGACUCCGAUUCAGACUAUGUGGUUGACCCGCAAUCGAUUUCACGCUCGAGUGUGAAAAGCAAAGUUCCAGGGAGACUUAUUGAAAGGCUUUGGAGUCCCUUGUCUUUAGACUCUAUUGAUUCUAUCCAAAGGAUACUAUCCAUGUGUGUCAAUCAAUCCAUCCAAAGGUAUGCUCCCGCUCCUGUGAAAGGCAGCAGCAAGAAAGCUCUAGAACCUCCCAAGAAGAUGCUUGAAGCACAAAAAGUGCUAAGGGAUGGAUGGCUCUCUUCGAGGAAUACAUCUUCCUUCGCAUCAAGGUUAAAAGAGACUUCCUUGCCCUUGCCGACAACCAAGAGUUCUUCCUCUUUUGGAUAUAAAGGCACUGGUGGUGGAGAUACUUUCAACUACGAUAAACUAGUGAGAAGAAAGAAAUACUUGGAGACGUAUCUCCUGGCAGAGCUAAAGCAAUUAAACGAGUUAGAAAAGAACUUUAAGCUGUACGAGAAUGUGCUCGAGCAGGAUAAGACAUAUUUAAGCGAACUCAGGCGAAGUACAACGAAAGAAAACAGCAAAAUGAGAAAUGAAAUCAGCAAGAAGCGAAGUUUGUUGUCAAUUGAUGGUCCCAUAGAUAAGGGAAGCGAAUGUAGAAUAAUCAAGAAAAGAAAAAGCGAGUCCAAGUUCAAUCCCAACGAGGAUGAAGAUACGGCAGGCAUGCUUGAGCUACUAUCUAGGCACUUAUCGAGCAUAAAGGGGAACACGCUGCAAUUGAGAGAAUUAAACACAGAGAUCGAAGCACUUUUCAAUUUGCUAGAUGAGCAGUAG